Molecule: messenger RNA, 1720 nt
Organism: Phyllotreta striolata
Lineage: Eukaryota; Metazoa; Arthropoda; Insecta; Coleoptera; Chrysomelidae
Source: the annotation of a GenBank genome assembly
GUGUUGCGCUACUACAACCGACAUCGGGCCACGUGCGUGAUGCAAUAACCUACAAUAUUUCGACGUCCCGGCGCGGAGGGCCCCACGAAGGGCCACGAACGAUGAGCGGACGGGCGGCCAACGGCCGGCCGAGGAGCUCCGAGAACGGCGACGUCCGGUCCGAGGGCGGCGACCACAAAACGGUGAAGUUGCAGAGGAAGAUCACCCUCAUGAACGGGGUGGCUAUUAUCGUGGGUACGAUUGUGGGCAGCGGGAUAUUUGUAUCGCCUGCUGGAGUGUACACCGGCACCAAGUCGGUGGGGUUUUCGAUUAUUAUAUGGUGUCUAUCCGGUAUGUUCUCCAUGCUGGGGGCGCUUUGUUACGCAGAGUUGGGUUGCGCUGUGACGCGUUCAGGGGGUGAUUACGCGUAUAUUUUCGUGGCGUUCGGGCCCCUGGGGGCAUUCCUGAUGCUGUGGGUGUCUCUUUUGAUCAUCAGACCCACCACUCAAGCUAUCGUGGCCAUUACCUUUGCUGAGUAUGCAGCGAAACCCUUUUUUCCGGAGUGUCGCCCGCCGGAAAACGCUAUCAGAUUAUUGGCAGCCGUCUGUUUAUGCCUUUUGACCGCCGUGAACUGUCUCAGCGUCAGAUGGGCCAUGAGGAUACAGAGCGUAUUCACUUACGCCAAGAUCUCCGCCUUGAUCGCCAUCAUCUUGGCCGGAGUCUAUCACGUGUCCAGCGGCCACACGGAGAACUUCCGCAACUCCUUCGACGGGCACUACGAUUUGCCGCAGAUCGCUUUGAGUUUCUACUCGGGCCUGUUCGCUUUCGGCGGUUGGAAUUUCCUGAAUUUCGUCACCGAGGAGCUGCAGGAUCCUUACAAAAAUCUACCGAGGGCAAUAUGGAUUGCACUACCGUUGGUAACUGGAAUAUACGUUUUGGCGAACGUAGCUUAUUUUGCCGUGCUUUCCGGAGUGGAGAUUGAAAGUUCUGCAGCAGUAGCGCUAACAUUCGGCAUGAGGAUGUUCGGUACUCUCACCUGGAUAGUACCGGUGUUCGUGUCGCUGUCGACCUUCGGCGGAGUCAACGGCAUUUUGUUCACCUCCUCGAGACUGUUCUUGACCGGAUCCCAGGAAGGGCAUUUGCCGCAGUUGUUCUCGUUCAUCCACGUCAAGCGGAACACCCCGAUACCUAGUUUAAUAUUCACAUGCAUUACAUCACUGAUGAUGCUGCUUAUAAGCGAUGUAUUUGUGCUUAUAAACUAUUAUGGGCAGAUAUUGUGGUUAUCUAAUGCUGCUUGCAUAGCAGGACUGCUGUGGAUGAGGCGGACACAACCGGAUUUACCGAGACCAAUUAGGAUACACACCUCUAUUCCUUACAUAUUUCUACUGUGUUGUGCAUUUAUAGUUAUAUUUCCCAUACCGACUCAGCCCUGGAACACCGUCAUCGGCCUCGUGAUUACUCUAAGCGGGAUUCCCGUAUACUACCUUUGCAUCGCUUGGAAAAACAAACCAGAAGGCUACCACAAAUUCAUAAGAAGUAUCACGCGAUACGUUCAAUACAUGUUCGAAGUUACCAAUCCGGAGACCACUCAAUCGUUAUUACAAUCUUAGCCCCGUUAAUUAAUUUAUUUAUUUAUUUUGAUAACAUGACGCGGUAUAUGAAGAAAGAUUUAAUCGCUUCUCUUUUUUUACAGUAUUAUAAGGCUAUGAAUAUGAAUAAUAAAUGUACUGAUAAAGCGGUA